Macadamia integrifolia is the source of this 1106-nucleotide messenger RNA. Its product is annotated as E3 ubiquitin-protein ligase UPL6-like. Gene Ontology annotation, biological process: protein polyubiquitination; ubiquitin-dependent protein catabolic process. Gene Ontology annotation, molecular function: ubiquitin protein ligase activity. NCBI's taxonomy places the organism in Eukaryota, Viridiplantae, Streptophyta, Magnoliopsida, Proteales, Proteaceae. The transcript is spliced from 7 exons. The record is from RefSeq and is a predicted model, not a curated record. The coding region runs from base 251 to 679 and encodes 142 amino acids.
AUUUUUUAAAUCAUGGCCUUUCACUGUAAUAUAGCAUUAUGAAGGCAACAUUUCAGAACUCGAACUGUACUUCGUCAUUGUCAACAAUGAGUAUGGGGAGCAAACAGAAGAAGAGCUGCUCCCAGGAGGAAAGGAUAUACGUGUUACAAAUGAUAAUGUCAUCACAUUUAUUCAUCUUAUUGCCAACCACAGGUUGAAUUUUCAGAUUCGUCAGCAAAGUUCACAUUUCUUGAGGGGAUUUCAGCAGGUUAUGCAGAAAAAUUGGAUAGAAAUGUUCAGUGAGCAUGAACUUCAGCUUCUGAUAUCAGGUUCACUUGAGGGCUUGGAUGUUGAAGACCUACGGUGCCAUACUAAUUAUGCAGGUGGCUAUCAUAAUGAACAUUAUGUCAUUGAGAUGUUCUGGGAGGUUCUCAAGAGUUUUUCUCUAGAGAAUCAGAAGAAAUUUUUGAAGUUUGUGACGGGAUGUUCACGAGGACCAUUGCUUGGGUUCAAGUUUCUGGAGCCUCUAUUAUGUAUACAGAGGGCUGCUGGUGAUGCCUCUGAAGAAGCUCUUGACCGCUUACCAACAUCUGCAACUUGCAUGAAUCUUCUAAAGCUUCCUCCCUAUAGAAGUCAAGAACAUAUGGAAAUGAAACUGUUGUACGCGAUCAACGCUGAUGCGGGUUUUGACUUGAGUUGAUUGGAAUAAUCAUAUACAUGUUGCACCUACAACAGGGUGGAAGGAUCACCAUCUGCUCAGGAAAAAUACCAUUCCAUGUCCAAUCAAAUGGAUGCCGAUGAUGCUGAAAGGCUAGAUGGCUUCAGAACCUACAUGGGGCUUGUCAUGAAAGUAAGCUGUAGACACAAGAUGAAAAGAAAAUCAUGUACAUGAGUAUAAACCAUAAAUGGGCUGUAAGUGCUGAUCGAAUUAUCAGUGUACAUAUUGUGAGGGGUCUCUUUGGAAAUGUAUCGAAGUUGAAAAGCUAUUCGUCAACACCUUGUGUGAUAUCAGAACUUAUUGUUAUCACUUUGUAAAAUGAGGGGAAAAGCAAGAUUUAUGUAAUCAAAGGUUCAAACUAGUGUAAGCUUGGUGCUAGUUCAAAAAGAGUUUUUGGGGUUUGUGGUUA